Messenger RNA from Pollicipes pollicipes, 2214 nucleotides. Its product is annotated as coagulation factor X. NCBI's taxonomy places the organism in Eukaryota, Metazoa, Arthropoda, Thecostraca, Pollicipedomorpha, Pollicipedidae. Gene Ontology annotation, biological process: proteolysis. Gene Ontology annotation, molecular function: serine-type endopeptidase activity. Bases 1 to 1662 code for a protein of 553 amino acids. The transcript is spliced from 11 exons. The record is from RefSeq and is a predicted model, not a curated record.
AUGUUACAGACUGCGGCUCUCCCCCCCUACGGUGCGCGCCGACUUCGACGAGUGGAGCUGGGCGGCGGCGGCGGCGGCGGGGCACUCGACCGCUCCCACGCCUCGCCGCCCGACCACUCUUCGACCGCUUCGACGCUCGCGCUGAUCGGCGAGCAGCGGCCGAGCCGCAUCAGCUGGUUCUGCGGCGGCGCUCUGUUGAACGAGCGGUUCGUUGCUACGGCCGCCCACUGCCUCGGCCAGUUCCAGAAGAACCGCCUGCUGGUGCGCGUUGGCGACUUUGACCUGCACUACGACACGGACGCGGCGCACCAGGAUCUGCUGGUGGAUCGCAUCUACCUGCAUCCGGCGUACGAGCACUACCGCAAGCACAACGACCUGGCGCUGCUGCGCCUGAGCACUGCGGCGCGACUGGGGCCGCUCGUGAGGCCCGUGUGCCUGCCGCCAGCCGGGGUCAACCUCACCGGCCAGUGGACGUCCCUGGCCGGCUGGGGCCACACCGACUUCGGCGGCGAGUCGUCGGCCGUUCUGCAGGAAGUGCGUCUGCCGCUGGUCGAUACGGCUACUUGCGAAGCUCACUACAGGACGCUGGGCAACAACUUCCAGCAGGACUUCGCCCCAGGGUUCGGCGACACCAAGAUCUGCGCCCACGACACAACGGGCCACGACUGCGGCCUCGUCACCCCGACGGUGCGCGCCGACUUCGACGAGCUGGAGCUGCGGCGGCGGCGGCGGCGGCGGGCACUCGACCGCUCCCACGCCUCGCCGCCCGACCACAUCUUCGACCGCUUCGACGCUCGUCAGUACGACACGGCCGAGUACGACCCCGACUUCGCGCCGUACACGGAGCCGCCGCCCGCGGAGUACCGCCGGCGCGUGAGCCAGCAGCUGGGCGAGGUGCAGUUCAUCACCGGAGGCCAGGACGCCAUCAUCGGUCGCUGGCCGUGGAUCGCGCUGAUCGGCGAGCAGCGGCCGAGCCGCAUCAGCUGGUUCUGCGGCGGCGCUCUGUUGAACGAGCGGUUCGUUGCUACGGCCGCCCACUGCCUCGGCCAGUUCCAGAAGAACCGCCUGCUGGUGCGCGUUGGCGACUUUGACCUGCACUACGACACGGACGCGGCGCACCAGGAUCUGCUGGUGGAUCGCAUCUACCUGCAUCCGGCGUACGAGCACUACCGCAAGCACAACGACCUGGCGCUGCUGCGCCUGAGCACUGCGGCGCGACUGGGGCCGCUCGUGAGGCCCGUGUGCCUGCCGCCAGCCGGGGUCAACCUCACCGGCCAGUGGACGUCCCUGGCCGGCUGGGGCCACACCGACUUCGGCGGCGAGUCGUCGGCCGUUCUGCAGGAAGUGCGUCUGCCGCUGGUCGAUACGGCUACUUGCGAAGCUCACUACAGGACGCUGGGCAACAACUUCCAGCAGGACUUCGCCCCAGGGUUCGGCGACACCAAGAUCUGCGCCCACGACACAACGGGCCACGGCAGGGACUCUUGCCAGGGCGACUCCGGCGGACCCAUGACCUUCCGUGACCCGGCGUCCGGUCGAGUUCAGCUGGUGGGCAUCGUGUCGACGGGCGUCGGCUGCGGACAUCCGACCUUUCCGGGCGUGUACACGAGGGUGGCCAUGUACGUGGACUGGAUCCGGCAGCGCGCCUUCGGCCGCGACUGAGCGUCCGCCCGUCCCGGCCUGGACCGGCCCGAGCACUCUGGCAGCGGCGGCGGCGCGGCGGCGCGGCGUGUCGCUUCGCCCGGCGAGGCUCUGCUGAAUUAUGGAUGCCAUGUGCCAUGGCCUGGAAUGUCACUCGAAGUGUGCAAAUGUGAAUUGACGAUGUAGCCGCUUAUGCAGUUCUCUUCUGCAGCAGCUUCUCGCGCGGUUGAGAUGCUGUUUGAGUUUCUCCAUGCAUGUUUGCUACAUGAGGACUGGCACGUGACCCACGCAUGAGGAGGAAUCGAGGAGCAAAACUAAUAAGCGAAGGGGCCAUUUAGGACUGUGGACAACGUAGCGCGUGCUACAAUUGAUGCAAUUGACACAAUACAUGAUACAAUUGAGGUUGAAUCCCACCAAAAGGUCAGUAUUGAAAAACGCUGUCGUAACCAAACGUGAUGAAAUUCACUGCAAACGUCUGGGAAAAAGCCACCAUAGCUUAUGUUGCUGCGUGUAGCGAUGAAGGUUGAAUUGUGACAAGCUCUCUAAAGCAUCUAAAGUGUCUAAAGGGAUAGA